Molecule: messenger RNA, 1029 nt
Organism: Sporothrix brasiliensis 5110
Lineage: Eukaryota; Fungi; Ascomycota; Sordariomycetes; Ophiostomatales; Ophiostomataceae
Product: NADH:flavin oxidoreductase/NADH oxidase family protein
Exons: 1
Coding region: 1-1029 (342 amino acids)
Molecular function (GO): FMN binding; NADPH dehydrogenase activity
Source: RefSeq, a predicted model, not a curated record
AUGAUGGUGACCUACUACGCCGAUCGCGCCUCUACACCCGGCACUCUCGUCGUUUCGGAGGCCACUGCAGUUUCACAUGACGAGGAAGGCCAGCGCAACAUCCCUGGAUUUACAAGUGACCGCCAGGUGGCCGCAUGGAAGGAGAUCAUCGACGCCGUCCACGCCAAGGGCUCGGUGUACUUCCAGCAGCUGUUUGCUCUUGGCCGCGCUUCUACCGCAGACUAUGUGGCCGAGAGCGGACGCCCGUACCGGUCCAGCAGCGCCGUCGCCAUGCAGGGCGUUGACGCCACGCCUACCGCGAUGACAGAAGAUGAAAUCCAGGAGACCAUCCGGGCCUUUGUGGACUCGUCGAAACGAGCGAUUGCCGCCGGGGCUGACGGUGUCGAGAUCCAUGCUGCUCACGGUUACCUGCUCGACCAGUUUCUGGCGGACUCGGUGAAUCGGCGCACCGAUCGUUGGGGCGGCUCCAUUGAGAAUCGAUCUCGGUUGACGCUCGAGGUAGUCAAGGCUGUUGUGGAAGCCGUUGGUGCUGAGCGCGUUGCUGUCCGCUUCUCGCCGUAUGCCGGUUUCCAGGGCGUCGAAAAGAGCGAUACCCGCGAGCUGUACGGCUACAUCGUCGGCGAGAUGAAGAAAAUGGACAAUGCCAGGUUCGCGUACUUGUCGCUGGUGGCCGCCACCGGCGACCCGGCCGCAAUCAUUUUUGGGGGCAAGGAAAUCAACAAAGGCAAAACGCUGGAAUUUAUUCUCGAGGCCUGGGACAACCAGUCGCCCGUUACGAUCGCUGGCGGCUACACUCCGGAGAUUGCCCGGUUGACAGUUGAUGAGCACUACCAGCAUUACGAUGUGCUUGUCGGCUUUGGCCGCCACUACCUCGCCAACCCAGACCUCGUGUUUCGCAUCAAGAAUGGCAUCCCGCUGAACAAGUACAACCGCAAGACGUUCUACCUGGUCAUGUCGAAUGUCGGCUACAACGACUACCCAUUCAGCGACGAAUUCAAAACGACCCAGGAGACUCUAGUGGCAGCAUGA